Opisthorchis viverrini is the source of this 432-nucleotide messenger RNA. RefSeq lists its product as hypothetical. The coding region runs from base 1 to 432 and encodes 143 amino acids. NCBI's taxonomy places the organism in Eukaryota, Metazoa, Platyhelminthes, Trematoda, Opisthorchiida, Opisthorchiidae. The transcript is spliced from 3 exons. The record is from RefSeq and is a predicted model, not a curated record.
AUGAGCCCAGAGGAUAGUGAACGGACAGUGCUCUCCGUUAGCCUGGGGCGUGCCCCGGCAUUGCCUUCCAGUAUGUCUGUUUGCUCGCCAAGGCGACGUCAAUACUCUAGCCAAUCACUUCGGAUCCCUGCCAGUAUGAGAUCGUCCUCUAGACGCGCGCCGAUUCAUCAUCGAUCUGAGGAUCGUCCUCUAGACGCGCGCAAGCUUGGUCACAACAGGUCAGGAGUGGAAGCACGAAACAGGCUUCCACCCACCGCUAAACCAGACGACCCCAAACUCAUAACCAAGCCGAUUGUGGUCAUAUCCCCCUGUGAACGACAGCCACUGACCGACAAGAACAAAACCGACCCGGGAAACUUGGGCAAAAGCCUCGCUCCUGUGUAUCAAUCCGUGAAUCCGAGAAUCAUGGCCAAACUGGAAGACGGCGAAUAG